AUGUAUGAUAACUACCAAGCUGUAGUGAAUGGUAGAAUUUGGUUGGUCUGGGAUCCACAAUGGUGUGAAGUUAGAAUGGUGAGAGAUGAAGCCCAAAUAUUUCAUUGUGAAAUCACAAGUAAAAUAGGAGAUAUUAAAUGUUAUCUUACUAUAGUGUAUGGUUUUAACGCUGUGGAGCACAUGAGAGCAUUAUGGGAGAACCUGAAAGAUGUAGCUAUGGGCGUGAACAAACCAUGGCUUAUAGCUGGAGAUUUUAAUGCAGUAAUGUAUCAAGAUGAUAGGAUGUUUGGCAAUCCAAUCACUUAUACUGAAGUUAAAGAAUAUUCUAAGUGCAUGCGUGAACUAUUACUAACAGAAGUCCAGUGGAGAGGAGACUAUUAUACCUGGUCAAAUAAGCAACUGAACAAUGACAGAAUAAAUAGCAGGUUAGAUAAGGCCUUUGGUAAUCAUGAAUGGAUGAUGACAUGGGGGCAUUUGAUAAUGCAGUAUGAUGAGCCUUUCAUUUCUGACCAUGCACCUAUGUUGUUAACAAUAGUGUCUUCUAAUAGCAGCAUCAAAGUUCCUUUCAAAAUUUUCAAUAUAUGGGCUGAGCAUAAAGAAUUUUUGGAGAUAACUUGCUUGCAAAAGAAAGAGUUGAUACAGUCUUUGGAGAAAUGGUCAUCGGGAGAAGAAAGUGCUUUACAACAAAAGGCUAAGGCAAGAUGGAUAAAGUUAGGGGAUUCCAAUAAUAAAUACUUUUUAGCACUGAUCAAAGAGAGGACUCAAAGGAAGAAGAUAACAGAACUCACAUCUCUCACUAAUAGGAAGCUUGUUGAACCAGAGGAAAUCAGAGAAGAGAUAGUAAAUUUCUACAAAGGCUUGAUGGGAUCUACAGCUUAUGUGCUGCCAGCAGUUAAAAAGCAGACUAUCAGGAAAGGGCCAUGCAUCACUCAGCAACAAAGAUUAUGUGCAGAAGUGACAGAAAAAGAGAUUUAUGAUGGACUAUCCUCAAUAGGGAAUGACAAGUCACCUGGUGUAGAUGGAUACAAUGCUUACUUUUUCAAACAAGUAUGGACUAUGUGA
Molecule: messenger RNA, 1062 nt
Organism: Nicotiana attenuata
Lineage: Eukaryota; Viridiplantae; Streptophyta; Magnoliopsida; Solanales; Solanaceae
Exons: 2
Coding region: 1-1062 (353 amino acids)
Source: RefSeq, a predicted model, not a curated record